AACUGAUUGUGUGUUAUUCCAGAACCAGAUCGACCAGGUGACGAUGGAGCUGGGCACGGAGAAGGCGGCCACGCAGAAGCUGGAGAGCAGCAAGCUGGUGCUCGAGCGCCAGAACAAGGAGCUCAAGGCCAAGCUGGCUGAGCUCGAGACCGCCGCGCGGACCAAGACAAAGGGCGUGAUCACAUCCCUGGAGCUGAAGGUGGCCAACCUAGAGGAGCAACUAGAGGUGGAAUCGCGUGAGAGGCUGGCGCAGCAGAAGGCUUCCCGCAAGCUCGACAAGAAGAUGAAGGAGCUCGCGCUGCAGCUGGACGAGGAGCGACGCCACGCAGACCAGUACAAGGAGCAGAUCGAGAAGAUGAACGGCCGCGUCAAGGCGCUGAAGCGACAGCUAGACGAGGCCGAGGAAGAAGUUCAGCGUGAGAAGGUCGGCAAGCGCAAGGCGCAGCGCGAGCUGGAAGACUUACUGGAGACGCACGAGACGCUCUCGCGCGAGCUAAACAACGUCCGCAACAAGCUCCGACGGCAAGGUGGCGGCAUCGGCCUGUCCACCGGCUCCUCAUCAUCCCGCAUGAAGAGAACUUCCCUGGCUCCCGGCGGCGGCUCCGGCGACGAGUCGUUCGAUGACGUCAACGAUACCACCAAUAGCGUCGAGUGACACGUCACCGCCCGCCGGCGCGAGGGGACUACGUCACGCGCUACAGCCAAUCGGGGGGCUGAUACCGGUAAUACCAAUUAGUUGUUUGAAAUAUCGAUUCUUAUAUCGUUACACUUGUAAAGCCUGGUCUGUGAGCACGUAGAAUUUUGUCCAAUGACCCCAUGCUACCCAUCGUUAUCGCUCGCGCGUAAUUAUGUUGCUGUCGCGCU
Ostrinia furnacalis (Asian corn borer) is the source of this 864-nucleotide messenger RNA. It is a transcript of the gene zip, whose product is annotated as myosin heavy chain 10. Lineage: Eukaryota; Metazoa; Arthropoda; Insecta; Lepidoptera; Crambidae. The record is from RefSeq and is a predicted model, not a curated record. Bases 44 to 655 code for a protein of 203 amino acids. Gene Ontology annotation, cellular component: bicellular tight junction; myosin complex. The transcript is spliced from 5 exons.